This is a messenger RNA of Chlamydomonas reinhardtii, 6842 nucleotides long. RefSeq lists its product as uncharacterized. The record is from RefSeq and is a predicted model, not a curated record. NCBI's taxonomy places the organism in Eukaryota, Viridiplantae, Chlorophyta, Chlorophyceae, Chlamydomonadales, Chlamydomonadaceae. The coding region runs from base 256 to 5886 and encodes 1876 amino acids. The transcript is spliced from 11 exons.
GUUCCAGUCAGUGGCUGCUCCUUCACGGCUUGGCCGAUGUGCAUGCAUCCUUGCUUGCGCCACCUCGCUCGUGAGCAACCAUCCCUUCGCAAGCCAACCUACCGACCGGAAACUCAACGUUGUAGGGUUUGAUUGAAAAAAACGCGGCCUUGCAAGAGAGGGCACGUGUGUACGAGUCGCUCGCAGCGCUUGCGGUUGCUUGGGUCGUGGAGCAGUGCAUGCACGACCCGCCGCUCUUGCCCGCUGCCCGGCUUCAUGGACGGCCACUCCAUGUAUGUGGGCUGCGACUCCCGCACCUGCCGCCGCCCCGCACUGCUGCCUGACGUCAUCACCCGCCUCGUGUCGACCGUCAACACCGGUGAUGGUCAGCCAACUCCUGCUACGGGCGCUACUGGUGCUCAAGAUGGCUUUCAAGGCACCGGUCAUAACAACGACUGCGCCACCAACCCCGACCAGCCCGCCCUCAUCAAGUGCUGUAUGCCACGCACUCGGGUCACCUGCGCACCACUGCUGCCCUGCGACGUGGCGAUCCUGCCCGCGCGCCUGAUGAAGCUCGCGGGCGUCCCCGAGCCGCCCAGCCCGGAGCCGCCCAGCCCGGAGCCGCCCAGCCCGGAGCCGCCCAGCCCCGCGCCACCUGCGCCGCCGAGCCCCGAGCCUCCCAGCCCCGAGCCGCCGAGCCCAGCGCCUCCUAGCCCUGCGCCACCAUCGCCUGAGCCACCCAGCCCGGAGCCACCCAGCCCGGCACCUCCGUCGCCGGAGCCACCCAGCCCCGCGCCACCUGCGCCGCCCAGCCCCGAGCCUCCAAGCCCGGCGCCUCCGUCACCUGAGCCACCCAGCCCCACGCCACCUGUGCCUCCCAGCCCCGAGCCUCCAAGCCCCGCGCCACCUGCGCCGCCCAGCCCGGAGCCGCCCAGCCCGACGCCACCUGCGCCGCCCAGCCCCGAGCCUCCAAGCCCUGCACCUCCCAGCCCAGAGCCGCCUAGCCCCGCGCCUCCCAGCCCGGCGCCACCGUCCCCGGAACCGCCGAGCCCAGCGCCUCCUAGCCCCGCGCCACCAUCGCCUGAGCCACCCAGCCCGGAGCCACCCAACCCGGCACCUCCAUCGCCGGAGCCACCCAGCCCCGCGCCACCUGCGCCGCCCAGCCCGGAGCCGCCCAGCCCCACGCCACCUGCGCCUCCCAGCCCCGAGCCUCCAAGCCCGGCGCCUCCGUCACCUGAGCCACCCAGCCCCACGCCACCUGCGCCUCCAAGCCCGGAGCCUCCAAGCCCCGCGCCACCUGCGCCGCCCAGCCCGGAGCCGCCCAGCCCGACGCCACCUGCGCCUCCCAGCCCCGAGCCUCCAAGCCCGGAGCCACCUGCGCCGCCCAGCCCGGAGCCACCCAGCCCCGAGCCACCUGUGCCGCCCAGCCCGGAGCCGCCCAGCCCUGCACCUCCCAGCCCGGAGCCGCCUAGCCCCGCGCCACCUGUGCCUCCCAGCCCGGAGCCACCCAGCCCCGCGCCCCCUGUGCCGCCCAGCCCGGAGCCGCCUAGCCCCGCACCACCUGCGCCGCCCAGCCCGGAGCCACCCAGCCCCGCGCCACCUGUGCCUCCAAGCCCAGAGCCGCCUAGCCCUGACUGCCUCACGGGCAUGCGAGGCGUCGCCGGCCUGACCAACGCGACAGCCUCCGUCAAGUCUGACGCCUUCCUCCAGGCCUGCGGCAAGCUGCCUGCCGCUACGCCGACCAAGUGCAACUCCGUGGCGGGCACCAUUCUCUCUGCCGGCACCAGCUCCAACAUCGCGGCUCGCGCGGGCAUGCUGUGCUCGGCGCUGGAGCUAUGCUCAGUCGCCGUGGGAUGCUCGGCGCUCAGCGCCGGCAGCCUUACGGGCGCGUUGGACCUGUGCUCAAAGGAGGGCAUUGCAGGAGGCGCCGCCACGCCGCUGGCCGGGUCGGUGCAGCCAGAUGCCGGAAGCUGCACAUCCAGCGCCAACUGCACCGUCAGCGCGGGCCAGCUGUGCCAGAUUCCCGACGCCGGCGCCCAGCAGACCUGCUCCUGUGUGGCUGGCCGCGACGUGUGCUUCAGCCUGGGCACGUGCGUAAGCUACUGCUCGCUCAACAGCACGCUGUCCGCCCUGGCUGAGCUCAAUGCCGGCGUGACCAGCUGCGACCCAACCAGCAGUUCGCAGUGCGGCGUGGGCGAGACGUGCACGGCUCCGGCUGCGGGUAGCACGUGCCAGCGCUGGAGCUGCGACGCGACCAGUCAAAAGCUGGUGCAGGCCGCGUGCACGGGUGUGUGCGUGCCUCAGACCCUCAGCAUGACAGCAGCUGCCGUUUCGGACGACGGCCGCUCCAUCCGUAUCACCCUGAGCGGCUUUGCAGCCCCGCUGACGCAAGUGCUCUGCACGACCGUCUUUGACUCGGCGUCUGCCGCUCUGGUCGGCGGCGCGAGCAGUCUCUGCAGCACCAGCGGCGCCACGCUGACUGUGCAACUGGCAGCCAAUGCCACUCUCAAGGUUGGCUCCAGCCUGGCACUGCUGAGCCAAGGCACGGCGCUCGUGAGCGCCGCCAGUGCCAAGGCCGUCUUUGCGGGCUCAGUUCAGGUGGCUGGUUGCGCCAGCUGUGAGCUCCCCAAGCCCCGUGUCACUGGCCCAGCCAUCAUCACUCAGCCAUGCGAGACUGCUGGCGGGGCGUCGCUGGGUUUGGGGGCGGCGCUUGCGCUGCCGCCCACCUUUGAUGCCUCCACCUCCACGGACCCCUCCGGCCGCGCUGAGUGGCAGGAUGUGCGGUGGGCCCUGCCCCCGUCUGUGACCGACUCCUCCCUGCAGGCGGCCGUGGCUCGCACCAACGGACUAGCCACGGCUCGUGACCGGUUGCGCCUCUCGCUUACAGCUGCUGAGGCAACCUCGCUCGCAGACAGCAACAGCUACGCGCUGACCGUCACCGUGACGUCUUGGCUCGGCGCGUCUGCCAGCGCCACGUUCCUCUUCGCCAAGGCCUCCACCGCCUCCAAGCCCAGCUUGACGGUGGCAGGCUCGACUCAACAGUCUUUCAAGAUCUCUGGCGGCAUCAAGGCUUCUGCAGAUGCCGGCGCCGUGUGCAAAGGCCGCUCGCUGGAGUGGCUGUGGACCGCUGUGUCUCCCGCCAGCUGGCCGGGCCUGCCCGCGGCGGGCGUGAGCGGGCAGCAGCUGUUCGUGGCCCCGCCUGUGCUGGCGGUGCACGGCCAGACCAUUGCCCUGCGGGUGUUUGCCAACUACGCCAACGAUCCGUUAAGUGAGGCCGCGGCGGACGUGCAGUUCACUGCGGUGGGCUCCGCGCCCGUGGCCACUCUCACGGGGCCCAGCGGAGACGUGACGGAUGACCAGCCCAUCGUGCUCAACGCCACGGCCAGCGCCGACCCCGACUCCACGCCCUCGCUUCAGCGCCUGCGCUACACCUGGUCGUGCCGCCGUGAGGACUACCCCACGCCGUGCUUCGCCAGUGCAGACCAAGGCGACCAGACCGCAACGCCUGGCGUGUGGUCUCUUAAGGCCGGAACCCUGACCAACGACAAGCUUCACACAUUCACCAUCACUGUGUCCAAGGAGGUGGCCGCCGGCGCAAACCCCCUGAGUGCCACCGCCUCCAUCUCCGUCCGCCCGCGCUCUGCCGCUGUGUCCUUCCCUCGCGGCAGCCUCAAGCGCCAGUGCGGCCUAUCCGGCUGCACCGCACCGCACAGCACUGACCGGCCGCUUGUGCUGGCGCUGGUGCUGGAGUCUGCUUUCACCGCAGCCACCGUGACCUGGAGUAGCGUCGAGGCGCCGGCUGUGUCGGGCCUUAUCGCCGCCUCCUCCGCCACCGAUCCCACCCGCUACCUGACUGUCCCCGCGGCGCUCCUGCCUGGUAACCGUGCAUCGCUCACUAUUUCGGCGAACCUGUCCCUCGCGGGUGUUACCGGCCUCGCCACCACCACCGUGUCGCUGAACAGCGCUCCCAGCUGCACCCUCGGCGAAUCUACGUCGGCGUGUCUGGUUCCGACCAUGCUCAAUGACACAUUCCCCGGCGCGGCAGUCUCGCUGCUGGCCCAGGGCUGGGCGGAUGCGCAAGACGACGCCCCACUCCUGCGCUACGAGUUUGGCGUGCGCACGGUCGCUGGCGGUGGGCGGACUACGGACAACGUGCAGCAGAUUGGAGGCUCAGCGAGCAGUACGCCACUGGUUGGCCUACCCGUGGGCAACUCGACGCUGUAUUGCUGUGUUAUUGACACGGCGGGCUCUCGCACAUGCGCCACCACCGUCGUGACUGUGAAGCCCCCGGGUGCCGACUUCAACGCGGCUGCGGCGCUGGCGUCCGUGAACGUCUCCGCCCUGGCGCAGGCUGGCGAUCAGCGCACGCUGUUGCAGGCGGCUUCGCAGAUGUCCCAGCUCGUGGCGGUCAUGGGCGGAAGCACUGGCGGCAACAGCUCCAGUGCCACUGCCCCUACCGCCGAGCAGCAGCAGCUGGUGGCUGCCCGCAGUGCACUGCUCAUCAGCGCCAUCCUCAGCGGCGCGUCCCUGGACGACCCCGAGCAGCGCACGCAAGCCAUCUCGGCCAUCGCCGCCAUCGCCUCCAGCGCUGCAUCCAUUGUCACGGAUGACUCCCGUCAGAUGUUUGCGGAUGCAGCCCUCAAGGCCGCUGAUAGCCUCAGCUCGGGCAGCAACAGCGGCGGUCUCACCGACCUGGCCACCCAGCUGUGCCGGCUGCUUGGCGCGGCGCUCCCGACUGGGGGAAGCAGCGGCGCCAGCGCACGCGGCGGCCGGCGGUCGCUGCUUGACACCACAUCUGCGGCCCAGGGCAGUCUCCAGAACCUGCUGGACGUGUCGCGCAAGAUCGCCAACGCCCUCGGACAGCAGGCUGUGCUUGGCGGUGACAACGAGGCGGCUGGUGACUCUGGCGUGUUCGUGUCCGUGGGGGCGCUUCCCCCUUCCACGACGGGUGGGAACGGCUCGGUGGGCGUCACCGUCACAGCCGGGCCCGCGACGUCGUCCUCGGCUCCCACCUCCUCCACCACCUCACCCGUGUCAUCACGCCGCGCCCUGACCAGCCGCCGCAACCUCGCCCAGACCACCACCACCACUGCCACUGGUGCCCGGGCCGCCCUGGUGCUGAGCGGCGCCCUUGCCAGCGGCACCGCCGGCUACGGCCUCGUCCUGAGCUACGCCCCCUCCGCCUCCGUCGCGCUGCAGCAGGCGCUGGCCGCGUCGCUGCCCAGCACCUCCACCCUGCGUGGCGGCCUGGCGACUGUGGGCUGGACAUCGGGCUCGUCGCCUCCUGCCCUGGACGGCACCAGCAGCUACGUGCGCCUGCAGCUGCCCGCCCCUGGCUACGACGCGACGCGGUCCGGCAACUGCGCGCGGUAUGACGACACCAGCAAGAGCCUGGCCGCCGACGCAAAGCCCGCCGUGUUCGAGUCCUAUGACAGCGCCACGGGCCUUGUGACCUGCCGCGUGGCGGUGGUGGGCAGCUAUGCGGUGCUGCAGGGCGCCAAGCUGGUCUUUGCCUCAGUGCCGCCGACCAGCAGCCAGCAGCCGGCGCCACCGAUGGCCACUGACGCCCCGCCGCCUCCGAACGGUGUUGACCAGAGCGCACAGGUCAAUACCAGCGGUGGAAGCAAAUCGCUCGCUGCUGGCGCUAUCGCUGGAAUAGUCGUGGGUGCAGUUGCCGGUGCAAUCCUCAUUGCGGCAGUGGCACUGGUAGUCGUGCGCCGCCGCCGCGGGCGGCAUGCUGUGUCGCCUGUCGCGCCUCAAUCAGUAGAGCCGCCGGGGGUCACAGUCAUCGCCGUGGCCGCCGCACAGCAUCCGCCGGCGCCGCAGCAGCCAGCUGGUGUGCACAACUGGUCUCAGCCACAGCCCCAUGAGCAGCAGCCGCGGCAGGAGCCGGAGCAGUACAAGUAAUAGGUCGAUUGUGUGUAUGUGCGGUUGUUGCAUUCAGUAGCCGUGUACAGGUUGAAUCUUGCGCAUGAACCCGCUCCCCCUGAACUGCGUACGAUCAUCUUCCGCAUUAGAGCCCGCACAGCAUUGCUGAACUCCAGGGCGCCUUGAUCGGCCACCUUUCAUGUCUUCUAAGUUUAUCAAGGUUUAUCAUCAUGUUUAUUUAUGUGCGUGCUUCCUUCCCCUGAACAAAAGGGGCGGCCCUUGAACCUACCUGCAUGCAAGCUUACCCUUCUUGAUAACAGUUCAGUUGCGUGCUUCGGUGUGCGACCAUCCAAGCAUGUGCUCACCAGCUGACGUGUGUGGGGCAAGCGAAACCUCAGCCUCCCGUGAAUCUCAGCGGUGAUGCCACCGCCAUUCAUGCAGCUUGGUGUGUGUGUGUCUUUCGGUCUUUCCCUUGGACAGCGUCCGUGUGUUACUGAAGAUGGUAUUAACAGAAACAAUGCGAAGCAGAGAAAGCCAGCGAGCACAACGUUGGAGAGGCGUGGAGGCUGGAGGUGUUCCAGUACCAAAUAAGAUGUGCGUGUGUAUUGUGGACGGCAGGGAACAUGAUUCAUGCCGGUAGCUCCUUGGCUUGGCAUGUGUGAAGGCGAGUCACUGGAGUCAGGGAGCUUACAGGCGAGGGUAGCUAGGUGCGUGGUGCCCAGCAGCCUAAUACCUCGGAGCCUGGCGGGGUGGCUACGGGGCAGGCGUGCGGCAUUGUGGUGGGACAUUGCCUGCGCGCGCUGCCAACAUACCGCAUGAUUACGGCAUGAUCGGUCGUCACCGCGGUAAACCAGCACGUGGUGUGCCACACAUUGGUUAAGCCCCCAGCCUAGGCAUGAGGGCCCGCCUCGCUCGUCGAGGGGUGCCCCGGAUUAAGCAUUGCGCGCGGCGCGGCUCCCAGUCGCCAUCUGGCUGAAAUCGGCUGCGUCGUCCAU